GUUCAGAACCACCAUCGCAACUCGAGCCAGAUGUCCAGCCCCCAUCACCAGCAACUGAGCCAGCAGCAGCAGCGGCACAGCCCUCACCAGCCGCCCCACCCUCACAGCCAGCCGCACCCAUCUCCUGAGUUGCGGUACGGCAGCAGCCGGGAGGCGUUGCUCUACCAAUCAGCGGCCGCCGCAGCUGCCGCGAAAGUGGGCGGCGCCUAUUCGUACCCCGCCUCCGCGUACACAACGUCCAUAGCGUCGACACCGCCUCCUCCUUCGAACGCCGCCUCCGUCAAGCCGAAGGUUAGCAGUCCGGCGCCGCAUCAGAUAUUCGGCAAACCGCCGGUAGGGGGCGGGUCGGCGGGCGUGUCGGUGGUACCGGUGUCGUCGCGACCGCCUCCGCCGUCCCCGCCGCAAGGGGCGGUCGGUACUACACCCAUUCAACUUACGGCUAGGCCUCCGUCUACGUUGACGGCUGCCGUGUCACCAUCACCUUACCAACAGGUAUCCCAGUAUCAUCCGCCUCAUACGCAAUCGCCCGCCCUGAUGACGUGCCCGCCCCCGCCUCCAGCGCACUCUAGUCGAGCCACAACCAUCCCCUCCGCCGUAUCGGCGACGGUUUUGGACCACCGCUAUCCCCACCACUCGCAUCACCACCACCAUUCGCAUCAUCCGCCGCCCCCGUCGCCUCACCAGCACCAACAGCCGGGGGCGGUGUCGAUGGGCGGAUAUGCCAAGAUGGCCGCGUCGCCGCCCACGGGCGCCUCCGCGCCUAUGCCUGCUAUACCUAGGGGACAUCCGGCGCAUCAUAUGCCGCAGCAGCACCACCAGUACGCCGCCCCCGCGCAGCCGCAGAUGCCGCCGACGUUGCCGCCCCACCAUCAGCCGCUUGACGUGCAGACGCAACCGUUGGACCUCGGCGUCAGUUCGAACAAAUCAGACAGCGGCAGUAAUCAAUCGAUGUCGCCGAAACGCAAGUCUACGACGCCGGUGAGCAGCGCGAUGAGCCCCGUCUGUCUGGAGGUGAAGAAACGGCGGAUAGACCCUCCUGCGACGCCGCCCAUGACUACACAGCCGCAGUUGCAGCAGCAACAACAGCCAAUGGGCGGCAUCUACACGGGGCCGCCAUCGACUGGGCAGCCCCCGCAGCAGUUGGCGCGCGUCUGCGAACCCACUCCGCUCAUCGCCAGCGCGGCCACCACCAUUACCACGGUGAGUUUGUGUAACAAGAUGUCGGGAGUGUGUGUUAUGUCGAUAUCCGGCCAGAAGGACCAUGUACGGUGA
Messenger RNA from Acanthoscelides obtectus, 1272 nucleotides. The record is from the annotation of a GenBank genome assembly. Lineage: Eukaryota; Metazoa; Arthropoda; Insecta; Coleoptera; Chrysomelidae.